Myxocyprinus asiaticus (Chinese sucker) is the source of this 1731-nucleotide messenger RNA. Its product is annotated as thioredoxin-related transmembrane protein 1-like. NCBI's taxonomy places the organism in Eukaryota, Metazoa, Chordata, Actinopteri, Cypriniformes, Catostomidae. The record is from RefSeq and is a predicted model, not a curated record. The transcript is spliced from 8 exons. The coding region runs from base 56 to 967 and encodes 303 amino acids.
GCUGCUGUAUUUCCUGCUUGUGUUUGAAUCAUGCUCCAGUACAGGCAAUAAUAAUAUGGCAGGAGUGAAACUCUUUGACAUCCUCAAAUAUCACAGAAAUUCACGCUGGAUAUACUGUCUGUUAUUGAUCCAGCUGUAUGCUGUGGACGCGCAGACUGACGGUAAUUAUGUGGUGACGGUGGCCGAUGCGAACUGGACGCUCGUUCUGCAGGACGAGUGGAUGAUCAAAUUUUAUGCUCCAUGGUGCCCGGCUUGCCAACAUUUACAGGCAGACUGGGAGAGUCUGGGCAGACAAAGUGAAAGUCUGGGCAUAUCAGUGGCCUGGGUCGAUGUUACACAACAACCAGGUUUGAGUGGGAGGUUUCUGGUUACAACACUGCCCACUAUUUUUCAUGCUAAAGAUGGAAAUUUCCGGAAAUAUGUAUCAGCAUGGACUAUUGAGGAUAUUCAAGCAUAUGUUGUGGAGAGGAAGUGGGCGGCAGUUGAACCUGUACCAGGAUGGAAAUCACCAUCUUCACUGCUGAUGUCAGGAACGGCUACUCUGUUUCAGCUGUCCGUGUGGAUCAGACAAAUCCACACACAUCUGACCAGUACUUUGGGAAUUCCUUCAUGGUGCUCUUACGUGAUAUUUGCCAUCAUUACGCUCUUUAUGGGACAGGUGCUCGGCCUGAUGCUGGUGUUGAUCGCUGACUGCAUCUGGCCAUCCAGACCAAAGCGCAUAGACAACAAAACAGUUUUGACUGUGAAAGAGGACGUGUCGGAUGAAGAGGUGGAAGACAUCCUCUCAGAAAACAAACGCACAUCUGACCUGGACAACGAGAGGGAGAGAGUGUCGGCUGAAGGGUUGACCGAUGAGGAAGGACAAAUCACUGACAGUUGCAGUGAGCUGCCUCCACCAGAGGGGGCAGCUGAGUGCUCAAUGAGAAAACGCAACCUGCAGGGGCUGAACACUUCAGAGGGCACUUAAUGCGUGCCUGCUGUCAGUGCUGUUGCCACCGUAAAGAAAAUGGCCAUAUCUGUAAGAUAUGCAAAGUGACGCCAGCUAGCAAUGACUUUUGCACCAUACGUGCAGAACGUGGUUUGCUCAUUUGACACUCUCCACGCAUGGUUAAAUUGAUUUAUGAAGACUAGUUCAUUUAUUGCUAAAAUUCUGAUGCCAAACAUUUACAGACCUACUUUUAAUAAUAUAUUUUGUUUAAAUGCCAAAAAUGAUACGAAUGAGCAUAAACACAAUUUUAAUGCUGAAGUCAUGUUUACAAUGUAUUCGGGUAUUUCCAUGAAAUCUGUGAAGAACAUGUCAGGGUCACAUUUCACCCCAAAAAUCAAAAGAAAUAAGACAUUUAAUUAUGCAUUAAAACAACGAAGCAAUAUUUUUUGCACUGUGUCAUUGUUUUUAUAAAACAUUAAAAACAUGCAAAAUAAUUAUUCGUAAUAUCAAAGUAUUUUUACAUUUACUGCAUUUAAAUUAUGCUGAUUUUAAUUAGUGUAUUUCAGUAAUUUUGUAAUAAAAAGUCAGCAUUUUUAUAUACAAAAUUGAAUGUAUUAUAGUAAUCAGAAUCAUGAUUAAAAAUAAUAACUGCUUAAAUAUUCAAAAUUAAAAUCACUGGAUGCAUUACAAUAAAUAGAUAAAUUAAUUUCAGUAAAAAUGACAUUUUCUUUAACAAAAGUAAUGACAAUUUUGGGUGAAAAUGUGCUAAAUUAUCAUGAAAAUAAUGAAAAAAACUUAAUGGU